AUGGCGGACAUCGGCCAGUGGGUGGCGUUUCUGUCGCCAGAGUCUCAUGCCCUCGAGCUGGAGAUCAAGAAGAAGGAUCUGCGAGGCCUGGCAGCGACCGCCGGCGAGCACCUUAAAGCCAACCGGACCUUAGAGAAGCUCCGCCUGGUGGAAAACCAGCUCACCCCAGAAGACGCGCAGGAGCUGGCGGCCGGGCUCAAAGAGAACACCACUUUGAGGAAGCUGGCCAUCAACUACAACCAAGAGAUGGGCGCCAAAGGCGUGGAAGCCAUCAUGGCCGCGGUGGCUGGGCACCCCAACUUGGCCGAGUUUCACUUUGGAGACCAGGGCUUGGGGCCAGAAACUGCUUCUCUGGUGGCCGGAAGCCUCAGAAACCACCCUGGCUUGAGGGUCUUGGACCUGAGCUUCGGCGGGGAGAUCGGCUUGGAGGGCGCCAUGGCCCUGGCGGACUUGCUGCGAGAGAGCCGGGGCCUGGAGUCUUUGCUUCUCACGGAGAACGAGAGCAUAGGCUCAGAGGGCGCCAAAGCGAUUGCAGGGGCCAUUGCCAGCAAUGAGGCCAGCGCCCUCAAGACUUUGGAGUGCAACUACAAUGAAAUGAAGGACGAAGGGGCCAUAGCCAUGGCGGAGAUGCUGAAAUCCAACCGCUCACUUCGCAAGCUUGGGCUCCACGCCAACAAAAUUCAGGCGGCCGGUGUCUGCGCCAUCUGUGAGGCCCUGACGCAGAACCGGGGCCUGGAAGACAUCGACCUCAGACACAACCAGUGCGGAGAUGAAGCGGCGCCCGCGCUGGCAGAGGCCUUGCGGACCAGCACGGUGCGGAUCUGGGACCUGCGAAGCAUGCGCCUCACGGGCGCGGGCGUGGCCCAGCUGGCGCCCGGAGCUGCGGUGAAUAUCGACUUGUCAGGCAACGACCUGGGCGCCGCGGGCCUCCGCGCAGUGGCCGAGUGGGCGGGGAAGGUCUCGGCCGACUCGGCGCUGGAGGAGCUGACGGCGGUGGACUACGGGACGGCGGUCCCUGAGGACGUGGAGCUGAUGGUGGCCCGCAGCCACCAGAGCAACCUGAAGCUGAAAGUCCUCGAGCUCGCUGAAUUCUCUGGCCCCCUGGCCCCAGAGGCUGAGGCACUCAUGGUGAAAGCCUUGGCGGCCGGUUCGGCCAUGGCGAGCCUGCAGCUGGCAGAUGCAAGCGAGCACCUGGAGCAGCUUGUGAAGGCCCUCACCAGCUCGCAGCUUGCCAAGCUCUCCUGCCGCUUCCUCGACCUGGCAGUGAUGCAGAACUUCCUCUCGGCGCUGCCAUCCUUCUCCUUCCUCUCGGUGCUGGAGCUGCAGGGCACCCUCACAGGCGCUGGACCCAUCCUCAAGGAGGCUUUGCUGCUGAACGCCAGCUUGAAUGAGUUGACGCUUUCCAAGUGCGAAUUGAACGCGGAGGACGCCCGGCUCAUCUCUGAGGGGCUGGCUGGGAAUUCCUGGCUGAAAUCCCUGGACCUGUCCGAGAACGGUCUGGCAGAAGGCCUGGAGUCCAUCUUCGCGGCGAACAAAGGUUUGGAGAAGCUGGAUGUCACGAAUACUGGCAUGGGCGAUGACGCCCUGGCAGCCUUGGCAGGCAGCUUGAACAGCAACAAGCGCCUGACCACCCUCCGCAUCUCCGGGGCCGGCGAAGUCGCGGCCUUUGCCGAUGCCUUGCAGCGGAAUGUCGUCCUGCGGGAGUUGGAGUGGAAAGACGCGCUCGAGGGAAGCGGCGCCAGCCUGGCCAAAGCCCUGGAGACCAACAGCUUCCUCGGUUCCUUUCUGCUUGAGCAGCGCCCGAAGAAGAGCAAAACCAAGAAGGCAUGGCGGCGAGAGGUCGACGAGGAGUUUGAGAGCGCAAUGCAAUCGAUUGCCUGGCUCACGACUCGGAACUCCCAACCGCCUUUGCUUCUCCACUCGAAUUUCGCGCAAGGGGAAAGCUGCAAGGCGAUUCUCACAACGCUGGCUGGCAAGACGAUGCUGGAGCUAGACAUUCCCUCGACGGCAUCGCCAAAGGAUCUUCUGCGGCAGGUCUUUGACCGCCUGGGCUACGUUCGUCCCUUGCGUUUGGUCCUUCCUGAUGGCCGCUUCUGGCAAGAAGAAGAUCGCCCAGUUGCAGACUUGGCCGGAUCAAUCGGCCACGACUGA
Effrenium voratum is the source of this 2151-nucleotide messenger RNA. Lineage: Eukaryota; Dinophyceae; Suessiales; Symbiodiniaceae. The record is from the annotation of a GenBank genome assembly.